Exophiala spinifera is the source of this 252-nucleotide messenger RNA. RefSeq lists its product as uncharacterized. Bases 1 to 252 code for a protein of 83 amino acids. The transcript has a single exon. Lineage: Eukaryota; Fungi; Ascomycota; Eurotiomycetes; Chaetothyriales; Herpotrichiellaceae. The record is from RefSeq and is a predicted model, not a curated record.
AUGUCCUCACUUGGUUACCAAUAUGAGGCGAUUGUGAGAUCUACAGGAAUUCCGCGCAGGAGCGUAGUCAAUAUCAUAAAGAAGGCGAGGGAGAGAGGCUUCAAUCCGCAGCAGGAUCCACGCGUGCUUGAUCAUUUCAUUAUCGAUGGAUAUAAGCCUGGGAGACCAAAGGGGACAAAGGAGACUGCCGAGAGGGAGGGCCCCGCCGAUAUUCCUCAGGAUAGAGCCAGCCGUGAAGAAUCAUCCGGAUGA